Cryptococcus amylolentus CBS 6039 is the source of this 633-nucleotide messenger RNA. RefSeq lists its product as hypothetical. The record is from RefSeq and is a predicted model, not a curated record. Gene Ontology annotation, biological process: cellular response to oxidative stress. The transcript has 4 exons. NCBI's taxonomy places the organism in Eukaryota, Fungi, Basidiomycota, Tremellomycetes, Tremellales, Cryptococcaceae. The coding region runs from base 1 to 633 and encodes 210 amino acids.
AUGUCCAAGUCUGCCGCCUUCUUUGACGCCGUCGCUACCCGCCGUUCCUUCUACAACCUCACCAAGAAGACCACCCUCUCCCCCGCCCAGCUCAAAGACAUUGUCGAGAAGGCCGUCAAGCACGCGCCUACCAGUUUCAAUGGCCAGCAGAGCAGGGCCGUGCUUGUCGCUGGCAAGAAGCACGAUGAGCUUUGGGACCUUGUCAAGAAGGGCUUCUUGAACACCUUGGGCGGUGACAAGGAGAAAGAACAGACCUGGGACCAGAAGUUUGACAGUGUCUACAAGGCCGGCUACGGUACCGUCAUCUUUUUCGAAGACCAAGAGGUCAUCAACGGCUUUGCCGCCAAGCUCCCCGCUUAUGCCCAGGCUUUCCCCGUGUGGUCUGACAACUCUGCGGGUAUUGUGCAGCAUAUUGUAUGGACUGCGUUGGUCGCUGAGGGUCACGGUGCCAACUUGCAGCACUAUGCUCAAGUCUCUCCCGAGAUCCAGGCGGACAUUACCAAAUAUGUCGACGUUCCCCCCACUUGGACGGUCUCUGCCCUCCUUCCCUUCGGUGUCCCCACCGGCCCCGCCGCGGAGAAAACAUUUGCCCCCAUCGAAAACCGUACCAAGUUCUUCUUUGACGAAGAGUAA